AUGAAUCAGAACACUAGAUCAAUAAAAGAAAAGGUAAAUGAACUGAAUACCAUCAAGAAAGAAAUGAAGAACAUGAAUACUAACAUAGAUUCCAGAGAAAAGAAUAUGAAAAUCGAAAAGAACAAAAAACAACAGACUCGAAAAGAAUCAAACAUUAAAGAUAUACAUAAUAAGUACAAUAUAAAGAUAAAAAAAACAUACUCAAAAAAUAAAACUAAUGACAAAGUAGUUAUUGAUACAGCUGCUGGUAUACAUUUGGUACACAAUAAAGACUGGUUAUUAAACUUUUCAUCAUUGAUAAAAGGACCAGAAUAUUGGGGUGUAGGGGAUGAUAGAAACCCAAUAGAAAUACUUGGAGAAGGGAUACUACCAAUUAAAGGAGGUAGAAAUAAAAUAAUUGGUGUUACAGCAUACUAUUCUCCAAAACAAGAUGCAACAAUUUUGUCUGCAGACAAACUAUAUCAAGAAACUGGCAUUACCUUAGACAAAGGGUAUGAAUCGCUAGUGAACAAAGAAAAUGAGUUUGAUACGAAAACCUUAAAAUUAGGAAACACCAUAUGGGUCGAUACAGAUAAAAUUAUAGCUGUCAAGAUGACUGAUAAGAUAAUUAGAGCAGUUAAACCUAUUAAUCCAUUAGCGAUAAAACCUAAUAUCACACUUUUAGAAGCUCACUUACGUUUAAAUCAUUUUCCAGCCAGUGGAAUAAUAAAAUCAAUAGAAAUGAACAAUUUUGAUGAUGUGAAAAUGAUAAAUGAUAAAAAAAUUCUAAAAAUAUAUGGUGUGAGAUAUGCGCUUCAGGUAAAUUACAUCGACACUUUCAUUAUACUGGUUCUAUGA
Messenger RNA from Arxiozyma heterogenica, 837 nucleotides. RefSeq lists its product as uncharacterized. Bases 1 to 837 code for a protein of 278 amino acids. Lineage: Eukaryota; Fungi; Ascomycota; Saccharomycetes; Saccharomycetales; Saccharomycetaceae. The record is from RefSeq and is a predicted model, not a curated record. The transcript has a single exon.